Molecule: messenger RNA, 877 nt
Organism: Rhipicephalus sanguineus (brown dog tick)
Lineage: Eukaryota; Metazoa; Arthropoda; Arachnida; Ixodida; Ixodidae
Exons: 3
Coding region: 24-770 (248 amino acids)
Biological process (GO): endoplasmic reticulum tubular network organization
Cellular component (GO): endoplasmic reticulum membrane; cytoplasmic microtubule; endoplasmic reticulum tubular network
Molecular function (GO): microtubule binding
Source: RefSeq, a predicted model, not a curated record
AGAAGGCGUCGCCUUCCGCCGCGAUGGAGCCGGACGACAAGCCUGUCGAGGACGUUGCCAUGACCGAAGCGGCCCUGGAGCCCCCGGCGCUACCUGCGCCCAAGAAGGGCUCCGACCUGCAGGCCCGGCACACGGGCCCUCUGCUGUGGGUGAUGCUUUUCCUGAUGAGCAAGAUGUCGCGCAUCUUCAGCCGGCUCGUGCUGCUGUCGGUGGGCGCCCUGUAUCCCGCCUACCUGUCGUGCAAGGCUGUGCACACGCGCAGCCCUCGCGACUACGUGCGCUGGAUGAUGUACUGGGUGGUGUUCGCCGCCUUCCUGUGCGUCGAGCCCCUGACCGACGUGCUGUUCGGUUGCUGCCUUCCGCUUUACGCCGAGCUCAAGAUCGCCUUCGUCUUCUGGCUCCAGUCGAGUACCACGCGAGGUGCCAGCCUCGUGUUCCGUAAGCUGCUGCUGCCCGAGUUCACCAGGCGAGAAAGUGACAUCGACGCCCACCUCGGACAGCUGCACACGAGGGCCUCUGAGGUUGGCGCGACGACCGUCCGCUUCAUGACCCAGGCAGUGAUGCACACGGUGUUCAGCCACAUCCGCGAGAACUACAGCGUGGCCGACCUCGUGUCGUCCGACCUGAAGCUGAGCCUGUUCGACCCGAUCGAUGGGUCGUCGUCCCUCGAGGACCCCUCGGAGAUGGCGCUCGGAGACCAGGGCGGGCGCCGCAGGACGCACCGCCGUGUUGAGGACGAGCCCAAGAAGCGGAAGAUCAGCUCCGUCUAGGGAAUUCCGGGGACGAGCAGACGGGGUCUUCCAUUCAUCGGUGCCUCCGCGAAUCACUAUGCCUCACGGGAACUGCGUGUCGUGCUUGAUGGGCGUGUGACAUUUCG